AUGAACAAGCUCUUCUCGUUAUUGGUAUACUUGCUGAUGCAGCUGCUCCAACGGCGCACCGCGGCACAGACAUGCUCCAAUAAGCUCAACACUACGUACCCCGCGCCAGUGGCGGCCAGUGGCUGGGAAUACCGCCUCAUUGCGAAUGGCUUGACCAGGCCCAGGGGCAUUGCCUUUGACGCUGAUGGCGGGCUUUUGGUGGUGCAAUCCGGGGUUGGGUUGACGCAUCUGACGCUCGACGAUGACGGUGGAACCUGCUUGACGGUGACGAGCAACACGACACUGAUUGCGGAUCCAAAUCUCAACCAUGGACUUGCUCUCUCGGGUGAUGGCAAAACCAUCUACGUUUCCACGGCCGAGAGCGUCUUUUCCUUUGCAUACAAUAGCCAGGCUGUCACCGUUGAUCUUUCUUCCAAUGUCACUCUCGUCACUAACAUGAGCAACUCGGAUCACACGACUCGCACGCUGCUCGUGUCCAAGAAACAGCCAGAUACCCUUCUCGUUUCUCGUGGCAGCAAUUCGAAUGAAGAUCUCGAUGCCCGUGACAUCACUAGCGGACAUUCCCAGAUUCGUAGCUACAACAUUACUCAGAGGCCCGGCAAUUCACCAUUCGACUUUCUCGAUGGACAACUCAUUGGCUGGGGGUUGAGGAAUUCUGUGGGUGUUGCUGAGCAUCCUUCUACUGGAGGCAUCUGGUCAGUCGAAAACUCAGUCGACCAGCUUCAACGCCAAGGCCAGGACAUUCACCAAAACAACCCUGGCGAAGAGCUCAACUACCACGGCGUGUUGGGAUCUAGUGAUCACCAGGGAGGCAACUAUGGCUAUCCUGACUGCUAUACAGUCUGGUCGACGGCCGGGUUCCCCGACCUAGGGAUUCUCCAAGUUGGAGACCAGUUUGCCGACGAUGACGCGCCGCCUGAUGUGGAUGACUCAAGCUGCAAUACCGAAUACGUUCCUCCUCGAAUUGCUUUCCAAGCGCAUUCGGCUCCUUUGGACAUCAAAUUCGCCCCCAAUGCCUCGGAGGCGUUUGUGACCUUUCACGGUAGCUGGAACCGAAAUGAGGCUACUGGAUACCGCAUCGUCUCCCUGGCCUUUGGCUCCGAUGGUCAGCCCACCGCUCCACAGAACAGUACCAACGCCGUAACCGACAUCAUCGCCAAUGCAGAUGUUACAAAUUGCCCCGGUCAAUGCUUUCGCCCUGUGGGACUAGCUUGGGACUCUGCUGACCGCCUGUGGUUCUCAUCUGAUGCUACUGGAGAGAUUUUUGUUCUUGAGGGAGUGAAUGGUACCGGAACUGACGGUGGUGGCAAUGGCAACCCCGAUGACGGCAAUCCUGGCGAUGGCAAUCCUGGCAAUGGCAAUCCUGGUGAUGGCAAUCCUGGUGAUGGCAACGGCGGCAACGGCAAUGGCACCGGCAAUGGUCAAAAUGCUGCGAGCGGUUUAACCUCAGAGCGACAUGGCACUGCGGCAGUUGCCCAAGCCGCUGUGUUGGCUGGUUUGCUGCUUGCUUAG
Molecule: messenger RNA, 1512 nt
Organism: Trichoderma aggressivum f. europaeum
Lineage: Eukaryota; Fungi; Ascomycota; Sordariomycetes; Hypocreales; Hypocreaceae
Product: CAZyme family AA12
Exons: 3
Coding region: 1-1512 (503 amino acids)
Source: RefSeq, a predicted model, not a curated record